UCUAUUUUGAACUGUCCGAUACCGUUACAACACCACUGAAAAGUAUUGAAUUAAAUUUGACCUUUUGCUUUCAGGUUAGCUCAAACCCAUUCACACUCAUUUAAAUUCACUAAACAGAAGGCGAGUGUGGCACAGAACUCACACCAGAGUCUUUGGCAUCGUUGUCUGAGAUUCAAGGUCAAGAUAACCUAGUCUUCCUCACAUGUUACUAAAGAAAGCAACCGCUAUGCGAUGCUAACCUGACGCAGGAAAUCGGACAAACAUGCAAUGUGACUUUUGACAACAUCUGUCCAAAGAUGGAAAACUUUUUCCAGUAUGAGGAGCUGGGAAGAGGCAGCAGUUCCAUCGUCUAUAAAGGGAGAGAAAGAGGAACUCUCAACUACAUAGCCAUCAUCUGUGCGGACAAAUCCAAGAGACCAGAGAUAACCAAUCACGUCCGCCUCUGCCAUAACCUGGAUCAUCCAAAUAUUGUGCGUUUCUACGAGUGGUACAUGACCUCCAAGCACCUGUGGAUGAUCGUGGAGCUGUGCUCAGGUGGCUCGCUGGAGUCACUGAUACUUGAUGAUAAAGGUCUCUCAGAGGUCACCGUGCGGGAAUUUGGGCUGGACGUGGUCAGAGGACUGGAACACAUCCACAAAUCAGGCAUCAUAUUCUCUGAUUUGACUCCUGCUAAGAUCCUGCUGGACGGAAGUGGCAGGUUGAAGUUUUCCAAUUUCUCUCGGGCCAAAGCCGUCGGAGACACAGAGGAUUUCUACGUGUCACUUUCCAAGUGCGACUGGGGCACCAACGGAGACUGCAAGGAGACUUUCGACGCAUUUAAGAAAAGAUUCCAAGGCUCUCCAGUUUACACGGCUCCAGAAGUUUUCCAAGGUGCAGAAACCAGCGUGGCUUCAGAUCUGUGGGCUCUUGGCUGUGUUCUCUACUACAUGUACACAGGUAAACCACCAUUCUAUUCUGAGCACUAUGCUGAGAUACGGAAAAUGAUUUUGCAGCAAGAGCCACCGGCUCCCAAACAGACAGUGUUUCCUGACAGUCGUCCCAGUAAGGAAUUUCUGAAACUACUGAGAGGUUUACUCCAAAAAAAUCCUAAAAAGAGACUAACCUGGCCUGAGAUCAUCAAUCAUCCUUUCUGGACUUGUAAAAGGACAGAGGAAAAUUUGGCAGAUUGCAAAGAGAAGAUGGAAAAAAGUAGCCAGAGGCUCACAAAGACUGCUGAAGUGCCCCAGUCAAGAGGACAGGCUGAUCAAGCUUCUAACAGCAGUGUGGUCCAUUCAGCCGACUCACAGUGUUGAAAGGAAAUGGACUUCCUGGUAAACAAGGAGUACAAUAACUCAUAAAAGACUUUUCAGCAACUAAGCACAGAACAUGUCCCACCUAUGGAAGCUUGGAGGGGUGUUGGCCCUGUUGGGGAGGAUCAGGGUGAAAGCCAAACAUGAAGCUGUUUUUUCACUUGGUCACUCAUUGUACAAAGUUAAGACACAGCUUACCUUCUCUGCAUCAGUCUCUGGUUUCAUUCUCUGAUUGAUUUUAGAAUGUUAUUGAUCUUGUCUAAUGGCACUAUCAGCCAGACCCCAUCAUCAAUAUCCACCAUAAGACAUUGACUCAUUGACUUGAAACAAGUCCAAAGAAAAUGCUGUAAGCAUUUUGUAUUUCUAUUUAAACAACAACUGGGACUUAUACACCUUUAUUUCCAUGACAAACAAAACAAAAACAACAAACAAACACGAACAAAGAAGAACAAAGAUUAAUCUUAUAAACUUCCUCUGUUAGGGAACAUUUUUCAAUACUUCAAUUCCAGGUGCACCUCAUUACACAAUGUGAUGUCAUGACUGAGACAUCCAUGAUGACGGGGACUAAAUGCGAUUGUGCUGAUGGAUGGAGAAUUCAACUGCAGGUAUUGAAUAUUCAAUUUCAGUAUUGAAAAGAGAUGUACUACUUUCAAUUUAAAAGCGACAAAUAAUUUUAAAAAGAAAAAAAAGAAAAAGAAAAAUGCAGCCCCAUCUCUAAUUUUAACAUCAUUCUCAGAAACAAGCGCGAAUAUGAAGAAAUGGUUCUCAGUCUCUUGAGCAAGUCCAAUCCUGUUCCUGUUUGCUUUAGUACCGCGCGUGCACGGACACAAAAGACAUCUGGUCACAUGUAGAUUCCUCCAGAAAGCGAGGGUGGAAAGAGAGUGGAAGUGGCAGUAGGUAUAUGUAUGAAACGUACCUCUGUUUACUACACUUCGACCUAACCUUAUUUUUGUGCACCGAUAUUCCGACAGUAGACUUUAUAAAUUUGAGGAGUAAAAGUAUGGAUCUGGACAGGAUAAGAAUUAACGCGCAGCGAGAAACUGCAGAAAUGAUCCUGUCCUACCACCUGCUGGUCAAAGUAUGUAUUACAGCAGCAUUCACAGCAGCAUGGGAUUCAUUGACUGUCGUGUACAAGGCAUGACACGAUUUGAAUGUCACUGUAAACAUUGUAAUGGAUUCAAGUGUGCUCUUGACAUACUGCUCUUAGUCAGGAAAUGCUGUAGAAAACUAUUUUUU
Molecule: messenger RNA, 2525 nt
Organism: Synchiropus splendidus (mandarinfish)
Lineage: Eukaryota; Metazoa; Chordata; Actinopteri; Syngnathiformes; Callionymidae
Product: serine/threonine-protein kinase ULK4-like
Exons: 13
Coding region: 297-1292 (331 amino acids)
Biological process (GO): protein phosphorylation
Molecular function (GO): protein kinase activity; ATP binding
Source: RefSeq, a predicted model, not a curated record